Molecule: messenger RNA, 1740 nt
Organism: Setaria italica (foxtail millet)
Lineage: Eukaryota; Viridiplantae; Streptophyta; Magnoliopsida; Poales; Poaceae
Product: argininosuccinate synthase, chloroplastic
Exons: 10
Coding region: 128-1579 (483 amino acids)
Biological process (GO): L-arginine biosynthetic process; urea cycle
Cellular component (GO): cytoplasm
Molecular function (GO): argininosuccinate synthase activity; ATP binding
Source: RefSeq, a predicted model, not a curated record
CCCUCGCCACAAGGGUAAACCAAACCCCUCCUCCCGUCCCACUCCCCGCGCGGCCGCCACCGCCAGCCCGCCGCGUCCUCGAGCGCCCCCUCCAGUUCUCCGCCUCUCCUUCCUCCCCUCCCCUGCAAUGGCGUCGGCGGGAGGGCCCUCCGGGGUCGUAGGGAUUAGUGUCCGUCCGGACUCCAGUGCGGCCUGCCUCUUUCAAAAGGUUGGAGCCCGAUCGAAUUCCCUCCCUGGCGCAGCCCCUGUUCAGGUUCGCCGGUGCCACAACAAGGCCCGCAAUGGCCAAGCUAUCAGGUGUGCAAUGGCAACUGGAAAAGAGCAGGGUGCAGUCACCACUGCUAGUAGUGAUCAACACAAAGGUGGUUUGCGUGGCAAAUUAAAUAAAGUUGUUUUAGCUUAUAGUGGUGGCUUGGAUACAUCGGUUAUUGUUCCAUGGCUCAGGGAGAACUAUGGUUGUGAAGUCGUUUGUUUCACUGCUGAUGUUGGCCAGGGCGCCAUUGAAUUGGAAGGAUUGGAGAAGAAGGCAAAAGCUAGUGGAGCAUGCCAGCUUGUUGUGAAGGACUUGAGAGAAGAAUUUGUUAGUGAAUAUAUAUACCCCUGCCUGCGAGCUGGUGCAGUUUAUGAAAGAAAGUAUCUUCUUGGGACUUCAAUGGCUAGGCCUGUUAUUGCUAAGGCAAUGGUCGAUGUUGCCAAGGAAGUUGGUGCAGAUGCAGUUGCUCAUGGAUGCACUGGGAAAGGCAAUGAUCAGGUUCGCUUUGAGCUUACAUUUUAUGCUUUAAAUCCUGAACUCAAAGUGGUUGCACCUUGGAGGGAGUGGGACAUCACAGGGCGUGAAGAUGCUAUUGAGUACGCAAAGAAACAUAAUGUGCCAGUUCCAGUUUCAAAGAAAUCAAUAUACAGCCGAGACCGAAACUUGUGGCACCUUAGCCAUGAGGGUGACAUCUUGGAGGACCCAGCAAAUGAGCCAAAAGAAGAUAUGUACAUGAUGUCUGUUGCUCCAGAAAAUGCACCUUCGGAACCUGAGUAUCUGGAGAUUGGCAUCAUUGCAGGUGUUCCUGUUUCCAUCAACGGACGGGACCUGUCGCCUGCAUCCCUCCUUGCGGAGCUCAAUGAAAUCGGUGGAAAGCAUGGAAUCGGACGCAUUGACAUGGUGGAGAACCGCCUUGUAGGCAUGAAGUCUCGUGGUGUCUACGAGACCCCUGGUGGCACCAUCAUGGCAGCUGCGGUGCGCGAGCUGGAGGCCCUGACCUUGGACAGGGAGACCAUGCAGUGGAAGGACAUGGUCGCCCUCAAGUAUGCUGAGCUGGUCUACGCAGGCCGCUGGUUUGACCCGCUCCGGCAGUCCUUCGACGCCUUCAUGGAGAACAUCACUGCGACGACUACUGGUUCGGUGACUCUGAAGCUGUACAAGGGGUCGGUGAACGUUGCGUCCCGGAAGAGCCCCUACAGCCUCUACAGGGAGGACAUCUCUUCGUUCGAGAACGGGGAGAUCUACAACCAGGCUGAUGCCGAGGGGUUCAUCAGGCUCUAUGGUCUCCCGACCCGGGUCCGGGCGAUGCUGGAGAAGGGCAUCUAAGUUCCUCUGUUUGUUCUGAAAAUAAAAGCCAUCAUUCGGAAACUGUCAAAGCGUUUCCAGCGAUUGCGGACAGGUUGUUUUGUAUACGUUGUUUGAGUUUCAACGAAUGAACUCUGAAUGCAUUUGGGUGACAGAAUGGACGUGAAUCUUAUUUUGGGUGA